Molecule: messenger RNA, 1092 nt
Organism: Ficedula albicollis (Collared flycatcher)
Lineage: Eukaryota; Metazoa; Chordata; Aves; Passeriformes; Muscicapidae
Product: serine/threonine-protein kinase pim-1-like
Exons: 5
Coding region: 1-1092 (363 amino acids)
Biological process (GO): regulation of mitotic cell cycle; protein autophosphorylation; negative regulation of apoptotic process
Cellular component (GO): cytoplasm
Molecular function (GO): ATP binding; protein serine/threonine kinase activity
Source: RefSeq, a predicted model, not a curated record
AUGGCGGGCCUUGCGAUGCCAGAGACCGAUGGUGCGGCUGGGCAGGGUCCACUUGCCAAGCAUCCCCUGGGGCUUGGUACGAAGCCCAAGCAGCCGGGAGGCUGCCCAGAGGGGACGCUGGGGCAUCCCAGGCAGGGGCCAGCGCAGCAGCCACAGGGCAGCAUCAGGCCUGCUCGAGGCAUUGUCUCCUCCUCGCAGCCCGACGGCACCCGUGUUCCUCUGGAGAUCGUGCUGAUGGAGAAGGUGGGCUCUGGCUGCCGCUCAAUCAUCCAGCUCCUCGACUGGUUUGAGCUGCCUGACAGCUUCCUGCUGGUGAUGGAGCGUCCGGAGGGAUCGAAGGAUCUCCUGCAGUUCCUGCAGGAGCAGGAGUUCCUGUGCGAGGAGGUGGCGCGCUGGCUUUUCCGCCAGGUGCUGGAGGCCGUGCGGCACUGCACCGCCUGCGGCGUCCUGCACCGCGACAUCAAGCCAGAGAACCUCCUCGUGGACCCGGAGAGCGGCGACCUGAAGCUCAUCGAUUUCGGUUGCGGCACCUUCCUCCAGGAGCGCGCCUUCACACGGUUUGCCGGAACACGCGCGUACAGCCCACCCGAGUGGAUCGGCCUCGGCUGCUACCACGGCCAUUCAGCCACCGUCUGGUCCCUGGGCGUGCUGCUGUACGCCAUGGUCUGCGGGAGCCUCCCCUUCGGGGACGACCGUGCCAUCGUGUCGGGGCAGCUCUUCUUCGAGCCCUUGGUCUCUCCAGAGUGUGAACAUCUGGUCCGCUGGUGUUUGUCCAAGCACCCCGCCGACAGGCCGGAGCUGGAGCAGAUCUUCUGGCACCCUUGGGCCACUCGCUUUGGAAAGAACUAUAAAAGCACCCCCAGACUGAAGACCCACUGGGAUCCCCCCAGACGGCAACGGACAUCUAUUGGCUGGUUCCACAAGGAUCGUCUGCCCGUCUUGACUUGUGCUCCAGAGUCUUCAUCAAGGGAUCGCUUCCAGCUACUGAGGAACAACCCCCGAAAAAUUCGCCAGCAGAAAAGUGUCCUUGCCCGCGACCCAGGGGAACUUAUGCGAAAAGGAAAGAGUUUUUCGAUGCGGCUGCCUGGGUAA